AUGAUACAAAUGCUUAGAUUACAACUCUGUUCCCUCAAGGCUCGACUAUCAGAGAGAGGGCCUCCGCCCGCGGCUCGGCUCGCGGCUGCUGUCGCGACGAUGCAAACGUGUAUUAGAUCGCGCCUUCACAACUUUGCUUCAGAACUUGGUCGUAUACGACGAUUGCUCGCGAUGUUCUGCACUGUUGCUGAUCAAUACGCGGAUGGUCAGCACGUACACGACGGGCUCUUGGGCGACAGUGGCGGCGAACUGGAUGAGCUGCAAUGCUGGCAACAGGACCUCGGGGGCCCCUGGCCCAGUAGCGACUGCAGCGACGGCGGCGACGACAGCGCCUCUGAACCGGCCCCGCUCUCCGCUUGUCCGUCGGCUCCAUCUCCAGCGGUGGUAGAACACCAGCAGCAUCAAAACCAGCAGCAUCAAAACCAGCAGCAGUACCACCACUCAUUAAUGCAGGCCGCCCAGCAACCUGCACCGUUGCCACAGCAAAUUACACCGCUACCACAGCACGGUGUCUGUGCCAGGGGUUCCGGAACUAGUGAUCAAUCGGGGAUGCAUCACGCAUACGACGGGAUUGUUACCGACAGUGGCAGCGGUGUGCAUGAACAUCAACGGCAGCAGGAGGCCCUCGUGGGCGGCCGAUGGCGCCAAUACGAGCAACUGCAGCAACCACAGCCGGAGCUCCUGAGAGCAGAUAAGAUCUUCAGUAAUGGCGGUUGGCUUACACUACCAUGGCAGCCGCUGGUGCAGCCGCUGCAGCCCCAGCCGCUGCCUUCCGUGUUUGUGCCCUCCACACAAUUUACUCUGCCAUUCUGCACCGGCAGCCGGGCUGUAACCAGCUCAACUCAACAGUUCGUGCAACAGCAGCCGGGGGUCCCCAAUGUCCGGGGCGGCGGUAACGGCAGCAACGCUGUCGUCAGCACCCCAGACUCUCGAGCAGAAGCGCCGUCGGCCUGCAUGGAUGAAACUGCUCCCAAGCACAAUGAUGCCGCUGCUGGCGGCGGCCUCUGCGGCAUCGGCGGCGACACAGGUAUCCCGGCACGGGACCAUAUCAUCUGUGCCAGUCCUGACGCAAGCGCCGAGUCCGCCAGCGGUUACGAUUAUGGUGGCAUAGCUGACGGCAGUGAUGAAGAUGGCUGUGGCGAGAGCAGCCGUGAUGGUGACGACGACAUCGAAGAGCUCGUCAGGAAUCCCGAUGAUGCGAACACGGAUACGAGCGGCCCCAGCCCGAGGACUCGGAAGAAGACCGCCGGAACCAGCUCUAACUUUAAGGGUGUUAGCAGGCAGGUGCUAAAAGUGCUUAAUUGCAUGCCCCGGGCUAACGAUGAGGGCGGAUUAAGCACUUUGUGUUGGCGUGCAUUCGGGAGGCACCGGCACACGAACAAGUGGGAGGCCCACCUCUGGGACUCGACGGCGAUCCGCAAGAAGAGCCAGUCGAUGAAGAGGGCUAGGGGCAAGCAGAUCUACUUGGGAUCUUACGAGACGGAGCUGGAGGCGGCAAGGGCAUAUGACAUUGCGGCUAUCGUGUUCUGGGGGAGCCGUGCCAACACCAAUCUUCCGCUGGAGUUCUACAGUGAGGAAAUUGAGUCGCUGUCCAAGAUGAGCAAGGAGGACGUGGUAAACAUGCUUCGGCGGCAAAGUAGCGGUCUCAGCCGGGGAGGGUCCAAGUACCGAGGAGUAACUCCGCACCGUCUGGGGGGUACCUAUGAGGCGCGGAUUGCCUGCCUGUACUUGGGAUGCUUCGGGACGGCGGAGGCGGCUGCCAUGGCGUACGACUUCGCCGCCUUGCACCGCGAAGGUCUGAACGCCAUGACAAACUUCGACCCUCGGCGUUACAUUGAGGAGGGCGUCACCACACGCACCUUGCGCACGUUCGCGUUGCUUCCGGAGGCGGUCAAGUCAGGCUUCGCUAAAAACAUCAAGACGGCUCUGGGGCCUGAACAAUCGUUGGCAACUGCCAACGGCCAAGAGACUUGUUGUGGCAUGGACAUGGGCGGUGAUGACCAAGCGGCUGCCUCCAAGCCGAUGGGUGUGUCGUCGGGCAUGCAGGCGUGGAAGCGGCAGCGGACGGAGCUGGCGCAGCCGCCGGCACCAGAGCUACAGUCCAUGCUGCGGCCGCAAGUCGAUGUACGACAGGAACUACCGCCGAGUUUCCUUAACCCCGGGCAAGAGCUGCAGCAUCCACCUCAGUUGAGCUACAGCAGCGCCGCAGCUUUGGAGGUGUCCCUGAUGGUGGACGGGCUGCCGCCGCCUGCGGAACCUGCCGCCGCCACCGCCGCCGCCGCUGCACCUGUAGUGGACGCUCCGUACCUUACUUUGGUUGCGCAGAAGGCGGCCAACGCUACCGGUGAACUCUUCAUCCGUGAAAUCCCGUCCGGCCCUACAAACAAAGCAAGUGAUAAAAGGGAACGAUUGAGUUGCGGUGGGACCACAUACGUUCCAGCAUCUAUAGCCAGACGUUCAGGUUCCCACUUCAUAGCGAUGGUGCUUAUGGGCAAUCUGGCAGCCCUUGAGCCCUCGGCUCGUACUGGCCAGUUUGCGGGCUACGGCACGCCCACGACCAUGUCGCAGACAACAUUCCGCAACCAGUACCUUCCGCAUUGA
This is a messenger RNA of Volvox carteri f. nagariensis, 2601 nucleotides long. Its product is annotated as pathogenesis-related genes transcriptional activator. The record is from RefSeq and is a predicted model, not a curated record. Gene Ontology annotation, biological process: regulation of DNA-templated transcription. Bases 1 to 2601 code for a protein of 866 amino acids. Lineage: Eukaryota; Viridiplantae; Chlorophyta; Chlorophyceae; Chlamydomonadales; Volvocaceae. Gene Ontology annotation, molecular function: DNA binding; DNA-binding transcription factor activity. The transcript has 13 exons.